Anopheles moucheti is the source of this 684-nucleotide messenger RNA. RefSeq lists its product as uncharacterized. The transcript has 2 exons. Bases 82 to 651 code for a protein of 189 amino acids. NCBI's taxonomy places the organism in Eukaryota, Metazoa, Arthropoda, Insecta, Diptera, Culicidae. The record is from RefSeq and is a predicted model, not a curated record.
GAUGAUAUCGGCCACCCGGAGAGCGUUUCUACGCCGUUUCGUUUAAAUGCAGCAAAAUUAAAGUAUAAUUUAGUUAUAAAAAUGUCUAAAUCGCUUGUGAAAAAAGCAUUUGCUUUAGCAGAACAAGAACUGUCUUCGUCAAAGCACAAAACAGAUGGUAAAAGCACUCACAAUUGCCGUCCAAACAUUGCACCAAUAACACAAUCUGUUCUCGUUACAGAAAAAGCAACCAAACGAAAAGCAAGUGCUAUGGACCUGAUACCUCGACACCAGAAACUAGUACAGAUAGUUGGGAAGAAAGGGAAAAAGGUAGAAAAAGAUUUGAUACGCCGGCGGGAAAAGCUCACCGUCACGGACGUACGACAAGAGCUUGCCAAUCGGCGCGAUCCUACAGACGAUAACGUUAAAAAACUGCUAAUGCUAACCACAUCCAACCUGGACGAUGUAUCCCGCGAAACGAUCUUAAAGCGUGCGCGCACCGGUCACUACGUAUCACGGGUACGCGUGCCAAAAAGCAACAGAAAUAAGAAUGAAAGCACAACGGCUACAGAUGAAACAGGUAACACAGGUGCCGCAGGAGAAAGUGUAUUUACUGAGGAUGAUUUUGCUAACUUUGCAAAAGAGUUGGAAAAAAGUGGAUUACUGCAUUGAAAUAAAGAGGUAAACGAGUGGUUAAUGAUUUUA